AUGCUGAUGUUUUCAUUCAACAAGGAAGAAGCUGUUAUAGCAAGUGCCGCUUCACAUCUUGGCGCUGGAGUCAUUGGUGUCAUCCUCUAUUUUGUGUUCAUUUUCUACGACCUUUCAAAAUGGCCCUUUUCUGCUAACUCAGCACUUUGUAAUAAGAAAUCUGUUCCAGGUUCCGAUGCGGGUUGCUUUAGUGAUAGGUUCACUUGGUGCGAUAACCUCCCACAAGUUUCCCCAUUUGUGAGUUGUUUUUAUCGGCUGAAGUUAUUACUCUCUGCUUUCACUAUUUCUACUAGACCGUACGGUAAUGUGUACUACACAAUGUUUGUUCUUGUGUUUGGAUUCGGAGUUUCCAUCAUGAAUAUAGCUAUCACUACGCUCUAUUCGGAAGUGAUCGGACCACGGCGACAGUCUGAAAAGGAGCACACCGAUGGGGAUGACCUGAUGGACGGCUUCCUCUACACGGCGUUCGGUCCACAAGCCCCAUGGCUCUUAGAUGUGGCUCUAAUUUGCCUGAUAAUUGCAUCAUGGCUGAUAUUCCGUAAGAAGAUGGUUCCGCUUGAGAGCAGAAUUAUACCGAAGAUAUCCUCCACGAAGGAGGAAAGUUGA
This is a messenger RNA of Cooperia oncophora, 606 nucleotides long. Lineage: Eukaryota; Metazoa; Nematoda; Chromadorea; Rhabditida; Trichostrongylidae. The record is from the annotation of a GenBank genome assembly.